AUGUCGUCCGCUCCGGCUUCCUUUUACGAGCAGCUGCCGCUGCCGACGCUCGACCGUCCCUUCGGCAUCCACCUGUGGCCCAUCUUCGACAAGGCAUGGACCGCCGUCCUCGGCUACCCGACCGAUGAGUUCAAGUUUGUGCCGUUUGAGACGCCCCUGUCGACCCUCAAGUCGAGCGCCAUCUUCAUCGUCGUCUACUACAUCGUCAUCCUCGGCGGCCGCGAGCUGAUGCGCAACCGCGAGCCCUUCAAGCUCAAGACGCUGUUCCUCAUCCACAACUUCUACCUCACCGCCAUCAGCGGCAUCCUCCUGGCUCUCUUCAUUGAGCAGCUCCUGCCCACCGUCGUUCGCCAUGGCAUCUUUUACGCGAUCUGCGACCACAAUGGCGGUUGGACCCAGCCCCUGGUUGUUCUCUACUACCUCAACUACCUGACCAAGUACCUCGAGCUUCUCGACACUGUCUUCCUGUUCCUCAAGAAGAAGCCCCUGACGUUCCUCCACUGCUACCACCAUGGUGCCACCGCCCUGCUUUGCUACACCCAGCUCAUUGGCUCGACUGCCGUCUCUUGGGUCGUCAUCACGCUCAACCUGACCGUGCACGUGGUCAUGUACUGGUACUACUUCCAGAGCGCGCGCGGCGUCAAGAUCUGGUGGAAGGAGUGGGUCACUCGUCUCCAGAUCAUCCAGUUCAUCAUUGAUCUUGGCUUCGUCUACUUUGCCUCGUACACGUACUUCACCUCGACCUACUUCCAGUGGAUGCCCAACGCCGGCACGUGCGCGGGUGAGGAGUUCGCCGCGUUUUCUGGCAUUGCCAUCCUCAGCUCUUACCUGGUGCUCUUCAUCUCGUUCUACUUUGCGACGUACAAGAAGGGCGGCAAGGGAACGACCACCCGUAAGUCGCUGCGCCGCAUGAGCCAGGCUCCCCUCCCCGACCCCCUCCACAUCCAGGCGGCCGCCAACGGCACUGCCAACGGCAACGGCGCGAGCACCACCGGAGCCAAGACCAACGGCGCCACGACCCGCUCUCGCAAGGCCUAA
Molecule: messenger RNA, 1038 nt
Organism: Purpureocillium lilacinum
Lineage: Eukaryota; Fungi; Ascomycota; Sordariomycetes; Hypocreales; Ophiocordycipitaceae
Biological process (GO): fatty acid elongation, monounsaturated fatty acid; very long-chain fatty acid biosynthetic process; fatty acid elongation, polyunsaturated fatty acid
Cellular component (GO): endoplasmic reticulum membrane
Molecular function (GO): fatty acid elongase activity
Source: RefSeq, a predicted model, not a curated record